CAUAAAUGAGCACGAUAGAGAAAGCAGUGAAGGUGUAAACUGUGAAGUGAAGGAAGAUCGCAGACGAAAGAAGAGAGGAAAUCGCAGGGAAGGCGAAGAAAACGAGAGAUGGGAGUGGAGAAGCAAAUCCUCAGGCCUGGAACCGGUCCCAAACCAGUUGCUGGCCAGAGCGUUACUGUUCAUUGCACUGGUUACGGAAAAAACAAUGACCUUUCUAAGAAAUUUUGGAGCACAAAGGAUCCUGGGCAGCAGCCUUUCACAUUUAAGAUUGGCCAAGGUUCUGUUAUAAAAGGAUGGGAUGAAGGUGUGAUGGGUAUGCAAGUUGGUGAAGUUGCUCGUCUGCGGUGCUCUCCUGAUUAUGCUUAUGGUCCUCAAGGUUUUCCUGCUUGGGGGAUUAUGCCAAACUCUGUCUUGGAAUUUGAAAUUGAAGUCCUGAGAGCGCAGUGAUACAUUGUUCUAGUAAUUUGGUGUUUUAUCAUGGACAAGUCUACAUGAUGGCUGUGUUGUUUAACUUAAUGUAUUUUGAGUUCUUUUAGAUCUUACCGGAUACUUUUGUUUCAUUGUACUUAAUAAAUAUAUAAAUAUUUAUCCAUGGUUGCUUGAUAUAA
Messenger RNA from Prosopis cineraria, 608 nucleotides. RefSeq names its product peptidyl-prolyl cis-trans isomerase FKBP12. NCBI's taxonomy places the organism in Eukaryota, Viridiplantae, Streptophyta, Magnoliopsida, Fabales, Fabaceae. The record is from RefSeq and is a predicted model, not a curated record. The coding region runs from base 109 to 447 and encodes 112 amino acids. The transcript has 5 exons. Gene Ontology annotation, molecular function: peptidyl-prolyl cis-trans isomerase activity.